Messenger RNA from Folsomia candida, 1088 nucleotides. RefSeq lists its product as uncharacterized. The record is from RefSeq and is a predicted model, not a curated record. The transcript is spliced from 4 exons. NCBI's taxonomy places the organism in Eukaryota, Metazoa, Arthropoda, Collembola, Entomobryomorpha, Isotomidae. The coding region runs from base 335 to 817 and encodes 160 amino acids.
CUGUAGUUUAUAAUGACAAUACUGCUUUAAGCUUAAAGUCACAUAUUCAUCUAAAUUAGAAACGAGUAAAAAAUCGCUACCAAAAUUUUAUUACAUGCUUAAUUGUUUAUACCCUAUGCAACGUCAUCUUUUAAGAACUAGACUAGAGAACACUGUGCCUCACAAUGGAUCAAAUUAUGAUUCAGUUCUUUUUUCUAUUUCUUUUUUCCGAGAACAACUCGUCACUAACAAAAUGCUCCAGUGUUGAGGUGGAACUGGAGUGAUACAAUGUCAGUUUUAAUAGACUUGUUGCCUUCCGGUACAUGAAUUUCCGUGUACUUAUCAUUCACUAAAAAUGUCUGGGUAUUGUUGCUGCAACGUGAAGCAAGCCACCCUCAGAAUUGGAGUGUCAACUGUAAUCUAUGGCAUCAUCUCCAUUAUCGUGACUUCCAUAUGGGUAAAUGACAUGAUCAGCCGUCCAGAUAAAAUUAAGAGGAUUAAUUUCCUUGGAAAUCUAAUUCCGACCAGUAGUUACAUUACGAUCGGCUGCAUCCUAAUCUUCAUGUCGGUCGUGUACUUGAUCCUGGCGUGCGUCAUGGUGUACGGACAUCUCAGCCGCAAUCACCGCUUAAUUAUGCCCUGGUUGAUCUGGAGCUACGUGACCAUUUUCUUAGUCGCUGUCGCGGCUUUAAUACUGUUGGUUAUUAAUGGGCGAUGGAAUAAUUCUGGUGAAAUUAUCUUUGUCGCCCAACUUGAGCUUUUUCUCACAAUGUGUGUCAUCGUUGUACGAAAAUUCGUCUCCGAUUUGAAAGAAGAGACGGGUCAGGAAAUUAUAUAAUAGUAAGCAGUAUUUAUUAGUAAGAACAGCAAAUGGCGAAAAUUACUUUAAUUUUGUAUCUCAUUAAAAAUGAGAAAGGAAUUAAGUAAAGACUUAACCAUCUUUAAUUACUAUGGAUGUAUCACUAUUUUAUGUAUUGUUAGCCAUCGAUAUUUUUAUUUUUAAAUAUAAUAGAAUUAGGUAGUUAAAUAAAUUGUACAUAGCUAAGGGAUUGAUGAAGUUAAAUUGUUUGUAUCGUGAAGAGAUUCAAAUAAAUGAUUUUGUAAGUAAA